CGUAGUAGUCCUGCGGCCGAGAGAAAAGCGCCCUUACCCGUCGUCCGCCUCGCGCCUCCUCAAAACCGUUUUCGCUUCUUGUUUCUUCUCCUAGCAAGAUGGCGGACCGUCGGCGGCAACGCGCCUCACAAGAUAGCAGCGAAGAGGACGAGUCCGACUCGCCGCCCGGCAGCGCCGCUCCUUCCCCACGCGGCCCUCACCGUCUCGGCCUGGCUGGCCCGGGUGCCGCUGGCGCCGGGAGCGGCCACGGUGAGGUCGAGAGUGCGGAGGCGGCCGCUGAGCCGCUGGCCGGGGGAGCCAGCCCGGCAGACUCGGAGUGUGAAAGCGAAGAUGGCAUAGAAGGAGAUGCUGUUCUCUCUGACUAUGAAAGUGCUGAAGAUUCUGAGGGUGAGGAGGGGGAAUACAGUGAGGAAGAAACAUCUAAAGUGGACCUGAAGCAGGACAGCAAUGACACUAAUGAGUUGGCAACAAAGACAGACAAAGGGGAUGAAAAAACAGAACCUAAAGGCACUGUGGCAGGCGAGAGGCAAAGCGGGGAUGGCCAGGAAAGCACUGAACCAACUGAAAAUAAAGUUGGCAAAAAAGUUCCCAAGCACCUGGACGAUGAUGAGGACCGCAAGAAUCCUGCAUACAUACCUCGCAAAGGUCUCUUCUUUGAACACGACCUUCGUGGGCAGACCCAGGAAGAAGAAGUCCGUCCUAAGGGUCGGCAGCGUAAGCUGUGGAAAGAUGAGGGGCGGUGGGAACAUGACAAGUUCCGAGAAGAUGAGCAAGCACCAAAAUCAAGGCAGGAGCUGAUUGCACUGUAUGGGUAUGAUAUCCGCUCAGCUCAUAACCCUGAUGACAUCAAGCCCAGGAGGAUGCGCAAACCAAGGUUUGGGAGUCCACCUCAGAGAGAGCCGAAUUGGGCUAAUGAGCGGCCUAGCAAGCCACCACGUCACCAAAGCCAUGACAGUACCCCUGUACCACCUCGGACAUUCAUCAACCGAAACUCUGCAGGGACAGGACGGAUGCCCCUGCCAAGGACUUUCCCUAGAACUGGCCAUAAAGAUACCCGUUCAAGCUACCAUGCUGUGGAUGUAAACAUUCAGCAUACGCCUCAUUUCGGCGAGCAGUCCAAGCGCGAGAGCAAUUACCGGAUCAGGCGCUCAGAGCCAGUUCCGGCAAGAGAGCCUUCUCCCGAGGCAGAAGUCGUACAUGUUCGAAGCAGCCCUGUCAAAAAGGAAGAGGGUCUUGCAGAAAGUCCAAUCGCUCCUGCAGAUGCUUUGCAGCCACCUCCCGAUAGGCCCAUAGAAAAGAAGUCCUAUUCGCGAGCAAGGAGAAGCCGGACCAAAGCAGGCGAGACAGGGAAAUUGGCAGAUGAAGUCCCACCACCGUUGGGGUUGACACCUGCACCACUAAAAACUGCAGAGGUUAUACCAUCUCCUUCGCCAGCAAAGACUGAGAAUUGGGAGGUACCUGUUGAAGCCAGUCUAGAUGAUCUCGAGCAAGACAUGACCCAGUUGAAUAUAACAGAACAGAACUGGAACCAAGGGCAGCCCCAGUUCAUUCAACCUCAGAGUAUUCCUAAUCAGAUGCAUAUUGGAGCAGCCCCACCUCCUCAGUUCAACCGGAUGGAAGAGAUGGGAGUCCAGGGAGGCCGUGCAAAGCGUUACUCGUCACAGCGCCAGAGGCCUGUCCCAGAGCCUGCUCCACCUGUGCACAUCAGUAUAAUGGAAGGACACUACUAUGACACACUACAGUUCCAGGGUCCAAUCUACACCCACGGUGAGAACCCUGCCCCACUGCCUCCCCAAGGGGUGAUUGUUCAGCCUGAAAUGCAUCUUCCCCAUCCAGGAUUACAUCCUCACCAGGCGCCUGCACCUUUGACUAAUCCCGGCUUGUAUCCUCCAGUCUCUCUGCCUCCUGGGCAGCAGCCCCCGCCCCCGCCCCCACCUCAGCAACUACUGGCACCCACUUACUUCUCCCCUGCUCCAGGAGUAAUGAAUUUUGGCAGUCCAGGUUACCCUUACCCUCCAGGAGCUCUCCCGCCACCCCCACCUCCUCAUCUCUAUCCCAACACUCAAGCCCAGUCUCAGGUGUACGGAGGGGUCACCUAUUACAACACUGUUCAGCAGCAAGUCCAGCCGAAGCCUUCUCCUCCCCGAAGAACCUCUCAGCCAGUCACCAUCAAGCCACCCCCUCCUGAGGACAACAGAAAUGAAAAAUCCUAAGAGAGGAACAACCCUUAAGGACUCUGCAUUUUGCUGGUUUCAGGAAAGUGUCAGAGCUGACAUCUGUGGCACGCAGAAGGCAUCUCCUAUGUGUGGAGCCUUUCCUUUUCCCUUGGUAUAGGCAAUGCAAGUAGAUGUGGCUGUUUCUGCUGUGCCAAACCGUGUCAGUAUUGAGACUGGGGCCAGGCUGUCCAUCAGAAGAGCACCAGCAAACUUGCAUCUCUUUGCAGUUUUUUUUCUCUUUUUAUGCCCCCCCAUGACAAAAAGACGACACAAACAUUGGAUGUAAGAUUCCUUUCUGAGUAUAUUAUGGGGCGGGGGUUUUUUUGGUGCUGAACUAAAAUUCCUGCUUCUUCCUUGUGUUCAGCUUCCCAUUUUGAAGAACUUGACUGCUUUUUUUCCUGCUCCGUUAAACUGUUGUUUGCUUUCCUUAAGUUGUGGGAUCUUGCUCUUCUUGGCUGUCCUUCUACCCCUGCCCCAUGAUAUGAUUUUAAAGUAAGUUAUAUUUUGUGUGUGCUCUUAGAUUCUUAGUUGAAAUUUAUCAAGGAAUCCUGGAAAGGACUGCUGAAUCAAAGGGCACCAGGCUUCUUUCCCCCACUACCCAGUUACCACUUUUUACUUUUGGUGAGUCAGACUGGGAUAGAAUAAGCUCCAGCAGCAGUUGUCUCGUUUCCCUCAGUUUGGCCCUUUUAACUACACCUUAAUUUCCCCUUCCUCAAAUUAAACAUGCUGGAAUAAAUCUGCAAGUGUGCGUGUUUGGCAAACAGAAGUAAGUGCAGUAAGUUUCUCUAAUCCAGUCCUGAUACAUUGUUUAGGAGGCAAAGGGGAGCGUCCUCCUUCCACUUGAAACAGUGUGGGUCCUUCUCCAAGCAAAGCUCUGCAAAUAGCUAGCUGGCUUGUUUGCCUCAUCACAGCUUAGAUUUUGCCUGCAAAGCUGCAUGGCUUCCACUGACUUUCCCACAAUUUGUACACUUUUUAAAGUUCAUUUUCAAAAGUACAUUAGGAAGGCAAAGUUCAAUUGACCAACUUUCAGCCCCAUGUGUUGGCUGAAGGAGAUAUCCAAGAUUGGACUCAGCCUAAAAGUUUCUAAGGCACCAUACUAGGCCUAUCUGCUUUUUCUGAAUAGUUGUUUCGUGCAUGUAUAGUUUCCUAACUUGAAGCACCAGGAAUGGUGAGCUUCCUUUGUUUAAAUUCAGUAAUUCUUUAACAUUUUAAUUUUGAACAAGUACAACUGGCAUUUUUAAGGAGAAAGUCCUCUAUGUUCUCAGUGUAUUUGUUUGUUCCUCUGCCUUAACGUUUGAAAUGUAUCCUUUAACAUAUCAGUCUUGAAAUUUUUAGACCUAACAACACUGUGAUAGCUAAUUUUUUGUUAAUAAAUAUUCUUGUUCCCGUUCUCAGAGUGCAUGUUUUGUAAAUGGCACUGUAAUUGCUUGCUGCAAAUGAUAUAAUAGAUGGUGUAAAUUA
Molecule: messenger RNA, 3677 nt
Organism: Eublepharis macularius
Lineage: Eukaryota; Metazoa; Chordata; Lepidosauria; Squamata; Eublepharidae
Gene: CASC3
Product: CASC3 exon junction complex subunit
Exons: 13
Coding region: 99-2213 (704 amino acids)
Biological process (GO): mRNA processing
Cellular component (GO): exon-exon junction complex
Molecular function (GO): mRNA binding
Source: RefSeq, a predicted model, not a curated record